AUGAGCUUUCUUCUGUUACUCCUGCCGAGGAAUAUGUUGAUUGACGGCGAGGCAAGCUAUUUAGCACAACUGGUGGAGCUGGAAGCCAUCUGGGACACACUUCCAGCCUCGAAUGGCGCGCCGUUUCCAUUAUCAUUUUCAGAGGAAGAACGAAAGAUGAUAGAGGCAGAUAGCAAAGGCGCUAGCGAAGGCAUGGCAGCUAUACGAAGCGUUCAGGCGGCUAUCGGCGAUUUGUUUCCUGAACAGGGGCUCGUGAAGAGUGAGACUUACUAUGAAUCAUUGGAUGCUUUAGAGUAG
Glarea lozoyensis ATCC 20868 is the source of this 297-nucleotide messenger RNA. RefSeq lists its product as uncharacterized. NCBI's taxonomy places the organism in Eukaryota, Fungi, Ascomycota, Leotiomycetes, Helotiales, Helotiaceae. The transcript has a single exon. Bases 1 to 297 code for a protein of 98 amino acids. The record is from RefSeq and is a predicted model, not a curated record.